GUCGCAUGAGCACCAGCGAUCAGCUGAUGCCAUCAACAUUAUGUCCCUCGUCUACCUGGAGUGAACAACAUUCCGCCCUACGGUCUACCUCUAACACACACCGCUUUUUAGUCGCCGCUCCUCUACAGCAAAGAACGAUAAACAUUUUAAAGUUUGAUUCUCAACAUUCGUACUCGUGCAGUCAUCGAGAAGAUAAACCCUUCAUACAAACUGCACGUCCAUUAAGGACCCAAUUCCCAGUCUUACAUAAGUUCACUGCACAUUUAGCAAAGAACCAGCAACUGCCCAUCACUGUCAGCUACCAUAUAUCGAGAAUGGCGGCGUUUGUUGCCAAGAUAACGUCAAUCACCCCUCGUAUCACUCGCAUCCUAGGCUGCAACCCGGGGCCUAUGACUCUACAGGGCACAAAUACCUACCUGAUUGGGACUGGUAAGAGUCGUAUUCUGCUUGAUGCAGGCGAGAAAGGAAAUGCAGACUACAUUUCAGCACUCUUGUCAGUGUUGAAACAGCAAGAGACUACCAUUGACAAAAUUGUUAUCACCCAUUGGCAUCAUGACCAUAUAGGAGGCUUAAUGGAUGUUCUUGGUUGCUUAGGAGGUUGUGUUAAAGUAUACAAAUUUCCUCGAGCUGAUGCUCCUGAUGAGCCCCUACAUGAGUCGGUUAGACUCAUAAAACUCAAGCACAAUGAUGAAAUCAAAACAGAAGGUGCAACUCUCAAAGUUCUUCAUACUCCAGGCCAUACCACUGACCAUGUUGUAUUGGCAGUGGAGGAGGAGGGGGCAGUGUUUAGUGGUGACUGUAUAUUAGGGGAAGGAACGGCAGUAUUCGAAGAUCUUCAUACAUAUAUGGCUUCACUAAAGGAAACUCCUGAGCACCUACACAGAGCAGCUGAGUUCAAUGUGACCCAUCAUUUGCAGAAACUCUUCAAGGAUGGCUUAAUUCGUAAUCAAGGAAACAAGUGGUGUCAUAUUGACAGGAAAGAUCAAUUGUAGUAAAGGCUCCUGUGUGUGGUGUGUGCCAUAUAAGAAAAAACCAAAAUCAAAAGAAUUUUCCAUUUAAUGUUUGUUUGUUUUUCAGGUUAUUAUUGUGUGUUAUUAGUAUCAUCUUAACUCUUGUGGGUUGUGAUGAGAUCUGCCAUUUAUGUGUAUUUUAAUUUGUGUUUUGAUAGGGUAUUAGGUAUGCUUAGGGGUGCCUUCUUGCCAUGGCCUGUGGCUGGGGUGAUUGGUGCCCUGAAGCUACAUAAACACUCUAUACCCCCCGAAGUGGCAAGGGGAGUUAGGGGACAAGAAUUGCCCUAUUUAAUUGAAACUAGUUCUGUGUAUCUUGUAUCCGUUAUAUGUGUUGAUUCCAUGGGAAAUAAUAUGAAUGAGGUAAAAUUUAAAAGCAAUACCCCCCUCCCCGCUCAGCUCGUUGUCGCCAUGUGGGGGCUUAGUGGACGGCUGCCGGAGUGUGAUGCUCCUUGGGACAGUCCUCUGUCCUUUUCUAGCCUUGUGCUCCU
Messenger RNA from Procambarus clarkii (red swamp crayfish), 1498 nucleotides. RefSeq names its product endoribonuclease LACTB2-like. Gene Ontology annotation, molecular function: RNA endonuclease activity; single-stranded RNA binding. Gene Ontology annotation, cellular component: mitochondrial matrix. Lineage: Eukaryota; Metazoa; Arthropoda; Malacostraca; Decapoda; Cambaridae. The record is from RefSeq and is a predicted model, not a curated record.